CCAAAACGCAUUCUCGAAAUACGCCGCUCCGUCCUUCUCUCCUCCCCUCUCCACUGGCGGCCGCCGCAACCCAGCAAUGUCCGCCUCCUCGCCACCGCCGCCACCGCCACAGCCGCUCCCCUCCGGCGGAGGCGCUCCCGUAACCCUCUUCCUCGACACGGACCUCGGCACCCACCUCGCCCUGAACGUCGCCGCGGACUCCACUAUCCGCGGCCUCAAGACGCAAGUGGCCGUGGAGCACGCAACCGCCUUCCCCGACCUCGGCACCGUCUCCGUCAAGUCCUUUCAGGUGCUACGGAAGGGUGCAAUGUAUCACCUCUCUGAUUCGAUGGUAGUGAGGAGUGCAUUUGCCAAGGUGAAGGCUGGGUACUUUCUGCAUGUCAAGAUGGCAGCAGCGGAGGCGGGCACGCACCACUGCAGAGAUGAGGACAGAGGGAAAUCAAGUGAUAAGCUUCCUCCAGUGCUUGAAGGUGGUGAAGAUCCUGCAGUUAAUGUUAGUGCACAUGAUGUGCAUCCAUCAUUCUCGUCACAACGGAAUAUAGAAAGAAAUAGCACAGCAGUAUGCCUGGCGAUAGAUGGACCAACAAUUUCUGUUCCAGCUAUUGACAAUUCAGAGAAGCAACACAGGGAUCAAACUGAAGGGGUUUAUGUUGAUUCAACAUCUGUGGCAAACAUCAAUGGUUUAACAAAUCAAAGUAAUGUGACCCUGUCUGGAAAGGAGGUACAUGCAAGAGAGGAAGACCUUCUGCAUAGUGUUGGAGACCGUGAACAAGGUUUUGAUUCCGGUGACAAGCAAAUGGGGACAAGGGAGGAAAUAUUGGGAGAGCUUGAUGCAUUGGAUGAUCUCUCUCAAGAAAAGGACCGCAAAAAGGCUAGAGUGGCUGGUUCUUUUGACACAUCAGCUGUUGAUCCUAUUAGAGAAACUAAUGAUUCUACGACCAGAGAUGUGGAAACUAACACUAAUUCUCGUGGGAUGCUUUCAAACACUUCUUUUCAGCAGGAAGUGGAUGGAAACGUAAAAGAGGAUUCAGUCCAACUAGAAAAUCCAAUCAUUCCUGAGAAGAAUAAGAAAAGGAAAAAGAGUAAGUUAGUCACUUCCAAAGAUGUUUCUGCUCGAGAAAUGACAGAACCAUCAACUGGAGCAGUGGAGCAAUCAAAAGCCAUAGGUGAUGCUGCAUCUAACGUCAAAAUGACCAGCAGAGACAAAACAAAGGUAAUACCAGCUGACAUGCUUCUUUCGCCAUCAGAACUAAAUAGUGGAAGCCAAGUGACCAAGCAUGUUCAAUUGGGGACUGAUGCUCAGGCAGCUAGUGAUCUAGCUGCUGACCAAAGCAAUAUCGGUCUUUCCACAUGCAAAGUUGUACCUGGUGAAGAAAAAUCUGCUGAAGGAACCAAUGAUGGGGAUCGUGAUGAAAGCGCAAUUGACGCAAGCAACACGGAGAAAGGCAAAAGCAAGGAUGUCUUGGAGGCACUAGAUAAUAUUUCUCAAGAGAAAAACUGCAAGAAAUCAAAGAAGGCUAGCUCUCUUGGCCUAACCUCCAUGGAUACUGCGGAAGCAAAAGACCAGUGUGGGUAUGGUGAGAAAGCAGGCAAAUCAGAUAUUAUUUCUACUCAGCAGGAGAUUGUAAAUGACCCUGACAAGCGACAGAUUGCAAGCAAUCUGAAACAAGGGCAUUUUAAUGUAACAGAAAAUCCAAAUGAUGUAAAGCGGAAGAAAAAGAGAAGACAUCGCCCGGAGUCUUCAAAUGAUGAUCCUACUCAAGAUGCGGCAAACUCAUCUGGAUUCUUUAUGAAUAACUCAACACAGGACACCAGUACCUGCUGUCUAGAUGCAAAGCAGAUAACACUAGGCAAUAUAGGAGAGGAAACAGCUGAUGAAAAAGAUCAAUGCAGGCGCGAGAAGGUGGCCGAACCAGUUAUAGUUUCUACUCAGGGUGCGAGUGUAAAUGACCCAAGCAAUGUGCAGCAAGGAAAUUCUGAUGUAAGAAAGAAUUCAAAUGGUGAUGGGAAGAGAAAAAAGAAGCAAAAACGCCACUUGGAGUCUUCAAAGGAUGAUCCUACUCAAGAUGUGACAAAACCGUCUGGAUUGAUUACACCAGGCACUAUAGGAGAAGCAACAGUUGGUGACUGCAGGAAGGUUGAUGGAACUGUGGAUGUAGCAACAACAAAUGUGAUUAAUGAGGUGUUGGCAGAUUUAAGAUGCACAAACAACUUAAGUACAGUUUUGGAUGGAGAUCUGUCAAUGGAACAAAGUAAAGGUGGUGCAAGUGAAUCAUUGCCCUCAUCAGCUAUUCAAUCUGAUCCCCGCAUCAGCUCACCUAGUCAUAAGUCUAAAUCAACUGUACUUGACCCGUCUCAUUCUUCUGGUGGUCUACCUGAUGAAAAAAUCAGUGAUGUUAAGGAUGUUUUGACUGAGAAUACAGUAGUGCCAGCUAAUGGCAGAAGCAAAUCCACUAAGCGUCAGAGAAAUAAGCUUUCCUUAAAGCAUGUUCCUACUGAUAGUGGUAAAGCUAUUCAGGCUUUGGGUGAGCAAGUUAGACAUGUUCCUGCAGAGGACUUUAAAGGAGAUAAUUGUACGAAAGCCGAAUUGUUUCAAGGAGCUUCUGCAGUCGGUGCUCCUGCAGGUACUGGUCAAAUAGUUCAGAAGAAAAGUAAAAGGUCUUCUAAGACUCAGCCUCGUAAAAUAGAGGAAGUUAAUAAUUCCACACAUGGACAUGAGAAUCAGUUCGCGAACGAUAGCCAGAACAAACACGUAACUGAUAUUGACGGGACCCAUAAUAUUGAAAAGACAGCAGGAGCUCCAACAGAAUCACCUGUAGUCCAUAAAGAUGACACAAGUGUCACGCAUGACAAGCCUAAUGCUCGAAAGGGAAGGAAGAAAUCUUCCACGAUUGAACUUCAGAGUCAGGAUACCAACGUGGAACAUGAUUCUGAUGCAAAUUUCAUGAACUCCAGGGCUCAACAGGGAGCAGUUAUUCCUGAAGGUUCUUCUGAUGCUGUUGAACCAAAUGAUUAUGUAGCGGUUCAUCCUGGUAAUGACAAAAUCAAUUUCCUUGACCAUUUUAGCCCCAUUGCGACGAAUGACCCAUCUGAUUCUACAAAAAACAUUGACGAAACUAUAAGGGAAGUAAAGGGCAAAAAGAAAAGCAAAAGAAAAGCAGAUACACAGUCUCAACAUGCUGGUAGUAUUGAACCAAAUGAUCUGCCAGAGUCUGAUGUUCAUAGAGAUAAAACUAGCUUAGCUGAUCAUUUUGGUACUGGAAAUGUGAGUGUGCCUUCUGUUAUAGCAGAAAACAUGAACAAAGAAUAUGGUAAUGUGAAGAAAACCAAGGGGAAAAAGAAGAGCAAAACAAAACUGGAUUUGCUCAAACCCGAGUCUCUAAAUCUAAUGGGUGGUAACCAGGAAACUGAUAAUUGUACACAUGAUUUGAUGCCUUCUGAUGCGCAGAAGGGAAGAAUGGAGAACGAUAAAGGUAUUCAGAAUGGUAGUAUGCUGCAACAGGAGACAGAAGAUGCUACACCUGAUAGCACGCGUGAAAAGAAGUCCCACCAAAGCAUGUUUAGUGCUGAUAAUCAGACUAAUUUGCCCAUUGAGAAGGAUCAUGCACGCAUUAGCAAAGAACAGAGGAACUCUACUUCUCAGGCAAAGUGUCACGCCAAGAGUAGAAAACAUGAUGGGUCUAUUGAUGGAAGGACAAGUACAAAUCCUACCGAUGUAGGCAACCCUGUUCAGAGCUUUCCGGUGCGCCCGCAAGUAUCUAAUGAAAGCGCUUACGGCACACCAUCUGUUGACCAGUUUAGAGUAGCAGUUCGGAAAGUCCCAAGAAAAAGGUAUGAACAGGUCAAUUACAAAUCCAAAAAGGAUAUUAGUAAGAGAGGCACUGGCUCAAUUUUCGGUGACACCAUAAGUGAAAGCUCUGAUGAAGUAUUGAACACCAUGAGUCAAAAGGCUGCCAUGGAAAAUUCAUCAUCCACAUCUGCGGGCUCAGGCAUUUCAUCUGCAGCCUGGGAUGGAAUUGACGCACCUGAUGACGAGGACAUUGUAUCAUUAUCCCAGAAGAGUGACAUCCACUCCAUCCUCCGAGGCUCCACUAGCUACAAGAAGGCGAGGCUAAAACCAACUGAGCUGUUGGACGACACCGAGGAGGCCUGAUAGCCAGCCACCUAUCUGAAUGAAUGAAACCUGAUGCUUGCCUGGACUCAAGUCGUUGGAGCUGAAUGAAUGAACCUGAAUACCUGUUGCCUUUAUGCUGCGUGCUUCACGCAAUUUUCCAACGUUUGUGCAUUGUGGAUUAUCACGUUAAAACUACAGUGCACAGCUCCAGCUGUAUUCUCUGCCUGUGAUUUUUUUGGGUUGGCGACAGUCCUAAAACAUUUAUUAGCUUCUUAUCUUUA
Molecule: messenger RNA, 4395 nt
Organism: Lolium perenne
Lineage: Eukaryota; Viridiplantae; Streptophyta; Magnoliopsida; Poales; Poaceae
Source: RefSeq, a predicted model, not a curated record